Molecule: messenger RNA, 900 nt
Organism: Ostertagia ostertagi
Lineage: Eukaryota; Metazoa; Nematoda; Chromadorea; Rhabditida; Trichostrongylidae
Source: the annotation of a GenBank genome assembly
AUGCUGGGCGAGCAGAAAAAGCUGUCGCUGCAGGACCCGAUCUCGCGCUGGCUGCCCGAGGUGACGCUGCAACCUUCGCCCACCCUGAUGCAGGUGAUGCAAAACGUCAGCGGCAUCCCCGGCGCCAAUGCCGAGGACUCGGACCUGUUCGGCACGGUACAACAGUCUCUGGUAAACCCGCCGCCCCCGCGCGCCGACUUCAUCGCCCGGCUCAACGCGCGCGGCCUGUUUGCGCCCCCCGGUGCGGUGUACGACUAUUCAAAUGCCGGCUUCACGCUGCUGGGCAUGGUGGCCGAGCGCGUCACCGGGCAGCCGCUGCAGACCGUGCUGCAGGACAUGGUCUUCAAGCCUGCGGGCAUGGCCGCCUCCACGCUCCCGGGCGGGCGCGAUGUGCCCGGCGCCGCAGCCGGGCAUUACCGCAUCAAGACCACCGACAGCUGGCGCCUGUGCCCAGACCUCAAUGCCGGCUUUGAUGCCGCUGGCGGCGUGGUGUCCACCGCGUCUGACCAGGUGCGGUGGAACGGCGCGCUCUACAGCGGCAAGCUGCUGCCGGCGCAAACCUUGGCCCUGAUCCAGAAGCCCGCCAUGCAGGCCAAUGGCAAGCCCGCACCGGCUGGCAUGGGUGUGGCGUAUCUGGGCGGGCCUGGCAGCUACGGCGCAGCUGGGCAGACCGUGAAUUUCGCUGCUGUGAACACCCACUUCGGCAGUGGCGAUGAUGUCGUGCUGCUGGCCAACGGCUCGAACGGCGCGGGCGAUUCGGUUUACCCGCGUUUUGCGCUGGCCAUCCGCAUCCACAACCUGCUCAACCCCGGGGCUGCCUUGCCCGUGCCGGCCACCCCCCCGGCACCAGGCGCCGACGCGCUGGCGCAGCCGGGCGAAGUGACGCAGAUGUGCCGCUGA